Acaulospora morrowiae is the source of this 533-nucleotide messenger RNA. The record is from the annotation of a GenBank genome assembly. NCBI's taxonomy places the organism in Eukaryota, Fungi, Glomeromycota, Glomeromycetes, Diversisporales, Acaulosporaceae.
AUGGAAAAGUUUAAAUAUCCACAUUAUGGAGACAACAUUGAAGAUUGUUUACAACAAGAAUUUAACAAAUGGAAUAUUACGAAUAAGCUUUUGAGUGGUACAACAGAUAAUGAUUCAGCAAUGGUAAAAGCAAUGCGCCAGUUACAAGUAAUACAUAUACGUUGUAUUGCUCAUACAAUGCAAUUAGCUAUUAAGGAUGAACUUAAGCAAAGCAAAGAAUUAAUUGAAAAAGCUAAAAAUUUAAAUAGUUUUAUUGCAAAUCGGGAUAAAUAUCGGGAUUUACUUAAGCAAACAUAUCAAGAAAUUAAUUUUCAAUCAAACGAGCUUUCAGUAUACAAUCCUAUUACAACUGAUACUGAUACACGAUGGAAUAAUUCAAACCGAGCAAUUCGAAAUGAUGGUGAACUCUUGGAACAAAAAUUACUUACUAAUUCAGAUUGGCAAGCACUCGAAGAAUUAAUAAUUAUAUUACGUCCAUUUGUUGAUGCUACAAAUUUAAUGUCAGGAAGUACAUAUUCAACAUUAUCACUUUG